This is a messenger RNA of Planococcus citri (citrus mealybug), 1775 nucleotides long. Its product is annotated as short/branched chain specific acyl-CoA dehydrogenase, mitochondrial. The transcript has 9 exons. Bases 310 to 1548 code for a protein of 412 amino acids. Gene Ontology annotation, molecular function: flavin adenine dinucleotide binding; acyl-CoA dehydrogenase activity. Lineage: Eukaryota; Metazoa; Arthropoda; Insecta; Hemiptera; Pseudococcidae. Gene Ontology annotation, cellular component: mitochondrion. The record is from RefSeq and is a predicted model, not a curated record.
UUUGCAAUUGACGCUGGUCAGUAUCAUUAGUGCGUAUGAGACGUAUGUCCGUUAUUUAUUUAAACUCGUGUCAGGAAAUAUUGAAUUUUUAAAUUCAAGCACCUAUCACUUCUAAAUAUUCAUUUCUAGAAUAUUUUUCAAUUUUUUUUUUCCAUUUCAAAUUAUCGAUUUGCUUUCUAUUAAUUGCAAGUGAGCUGAAAAAGUUGAAGUUUAUUUUUCAACUUGUAGUUUUAGUUACCCAAUCAGUGAUACUAAUUUUUCGUUGAGUGAUUUCUGUGAUCUCGUGGAAUCGAAUAACCGUUAUUCAUCAUGUUGGGCAGAAAAUUAACCAAACAAGGAUUAGAUUUUUCAAAAAAAGUGCUAUUGAAAAAUGCUAACCGAAAAUUGAGUGGGCCAGCUCCGUUGACAUCGUUUACCGAAGAGGAAAAUGCUAUGCGAGAUCAAGUUGCAAAAAUCUCCAAAGAGACCAUCGCACCGUACAUCAAACAGAUGGAAAAAGAGAACAGGAUAGUGGAACCAGUAUUGGAAUCACUGUUUGAAAAUGGGCUAAUGGGAAUCGAAGUUCCUGCGGAAUACGGUGGGUGCGAAACUUCAUUCACUAAUUCAAUCAUAGCCAUCGAAGAGGUAUCAAAGGUAGACGCCGCAGUCGCUGCUCUAGUCGAUAUUCAUGGCACUUUAUCAGCUAGGUUUAUAAGACGUUUCGGAAAUGAAGAACAGAAGAAAGAAUAUUUACCGAAAUUAGCUUCAUCGUGGGCUGGAAGUUACUGUUUAUCAGAGCCAAGCUCAGGGUCAGAUGCUUUUGCGUUGAAAACCACUGCUAAAAAGGUCGGCGAUAAGUAUGUCAUAAAUGGAACAAAAAUGUGGAUAUCGAAUUCCGAUAUCGCUCAAGUAUUCAUCGUGAUGGCAAACGCAGAUCCCGAAAAGGGUUACAAAGGUAUUACAGCUUUCAUCGUCAGGAGAGACAAUCCUGGAUUCUCGGUGGCAAAAAAAGAAGACAAACUUGGUAUCAAAGCAUCGGGUACUUGUGUACUUCAUUUCGAUAACUGUGAGGUCAGCGAGAAAGACAUAAUAGGUGAAGUUGGCCAAGGAUAUAAAUACGCUAUUAACAUUUUAAACGAAGGCAGAGUUGGUAUAGGAGCUCAAAUGAUAGGUCUAGCGCAAGGCUCUCUCGAUGCAACGAUACCUUAUUUAUUCGAAAGGAAACAAUUCAAUCAAUCAUUAUACUCAUUUCAGGCUGUGCAACAUCAAGUAUCUCGUUUAGAAACAGAACUGGAAAGUGCCAAAUUAUUAGUGUAUAACGCAGCCAGAAUACUCGAUGCUAAGUUACCAUGUGUUAAAGAAGCUGCAAUGGCUAAAUAUUACUCUUCAGAAGUUGCUGGUAAAAUAGCAUCGGAAUGUAUCGAUCUUAUGGGAGGAGUAGGUUUCACGACUGAUUUUCCGCACGAAAAAUACUACAGAGAUGCAAAAAUUGGAACCAUUUAUGAAGGUACUACAAACAUGAUGCUGCAUACGAUAGCCAAAUGUAUUAAAAAAGAAUACGAUCAUUAGAUAUAAUGAAAGCUCUUGUUUCAAUUUAAGUUUUUAAUCGUGAAUUCCAUUAUCAUUUUUAUCAAGUACGUUGCUCAUGUUCAUCAUAAAUAGUGAAAUCAAUUCUCGUGUUAAUUUUUUAAAAAAAUAAUCGACUAUUUUGUAGUCACAAUUCAUAUGAUUUAUUAAUAUAUACCUCAUUAUCUUAUUUUUAAAAUACAUACAACUCAUGUUUUCUAUUAGCAUCA